Molecule: messenger RNA, 3976 nt
Organism: Xiphias gladius (swordfish)
Lineage: Eukaryota; Metazoa; Chordata; Actinopteri; Istiophoriformes; Xiphiidae
Gene: clcn2c
Product: chloride channel 2c
Exons: 23
Coding region: 214-2850 (878 amino acids)
Biological process (GO): chloride transport; transmembrane transport
Cellular component (GO): membrane
Molecular function (GO): voltage-gated chloride channel activity
Source: RefSeq, a predicted model, not a curated record
GCUGGGGACUUGAAGCUAUAAAAUGAAGGAACUAACUAUAACCGGGACGCAUUCUUUAGUUGGAGUUCCCUUUGCGAACUCCCGUACAGAGGCUAAAGUCGGCCCGAUGCUUUAACCGCUGCUCGCGCCGAGAGAUCUCGCGGGCGGCUUCCUCUCACUUCCACGCCGAACAAACCUUUCAUCAAGUCGCCGGGUAGAGACAGAGCCAGAGCCAUGGCAGGGGACGGGUCGGACCAGCGGGCGCUGCAGUAUGAACAAACUCUGAUGUAUGGGCGCUACACACAGGAGCUCGGGGUGUACGCCAAAGAGGAGGCAGCUCGGCUGAGGGAGAGCGGGCAGAGGCGAUCGGUCAGCGAACGAAGCCGGACCCUCGACCUGUUGGAGUACGACAAGGGACGCUGUGCCAAGUGUCGCAUCUGCACGGUUCGCUGUCAGAAGUUCCUGAUCUCACGGGUAGGGGAGGACUGGAUCUUCCUCAUCCUGCUGGGACUCCUCAUGGCCCUGGUCAGCUGGGUGGUGGACUUCUGCAUUGCCAUCUGCCUACAAGCACAGAAGUGGAUGUAUGGUGGUCUGGACAGUAAUGUGUUCCUGCAGUAUCUGGCCUGGGUCACCUACCCUGUAGUCCUCAUCACCUUCUCUGCCGGCUUCACCCAGAUCCUCGCCCCGCAGGCUGUUGGUUCAGGUAUUCCAGAGAUGAAGACCAUCCUGAGAGGAGUGGUGCUGAAGGAAUACCUCACCUUCAAAACUUUUGUGGCCAAAGUCAUCGGCCUCACCUGCGCUCUGGGCAGCGGCAUGCCCCUGGGCAAGGAGGGUCCAUUCGUACACAUUGCCAGUUUGUGUGCUGCUCUCCUCAGCAAGUUCAUGUCUCUGUUUGGAGGAAUUUAUGAGAAUGAGUCAAGGAACAUAGAAAUGCUGGCAGCAGCCUGUGCUGUAGGAGUGGGCUGCUGUUUUGCUGCCCCAAUAGGAGGAGUGUUGUUCAGUAUUGAAGUAACAUCCACAUUCUUUGCCGUGAGGAACUAUUGGAGAGGUUUCUUUGCUGCUACCUUCAGUGCCUUCAUCUUCAGAGUACUGGCUGUUUGGAACAGAGACGAAGAGACUAUAACAGCCCUGUUUAAAACCCGCUUCCGGCUAGACUUUCCCUUUGACCUCCAGGAGCUUCCUGCCUUUGCUGUCAUCGGUAUUGCCAGUGGAUUUGGUGGGGCUUUGUUUGUGUACCUGAACAGACUUAUUGUCCAGUUCAUCAGGAAACAGAAGGCCAUCAACAGAUUCCUCAUGAAAAAACGUCUGCUAUAUCCAGCAUUGGUCACUUUACUUGUUUCCACGCUAACAUUUCCCCCUGGCUUUGGACAGUUUAUGGCUGGCAAGCUCACCCAGAAGGAGUCUCUGGUGACAUUACUGGACAACCGGACAUGGGCCAAACAGGGCAUUGCUGAGGAGUUUGACUACAUCGGACACUCCCAAGCCUGGAAACACCCGCAGGUCAACGUCUUCGUCACCCUGGUCCUCUUCAUUGUCAUGAAGUUCUGGAUGUCUGCCCUAGCCACCACCAUCCCAGUGCCCUGCGGAGCCUUCAUGCCAGUAUUUGUCAUUGGGGCAGCAUUUGGUCGUCUGGUUGGAGAAAGCAUGGCAGCCUGGUUCCCAGAUGGCAUUCACACAGAUGGCACCAUCUACCCCAUAGUGCCAGGAGGGUAUGCUGUUGUGGGUGCGGCAGCCUUGUCAGGAGCGGUCACCCACACGGUUUCCACCGCGGUCAUCGUUUUCGAGCUGACUGGUCAGAUCUCCCACAUCCUGCCGGUGAUGAUAGCAGUGAUCCUGGCCAACGCCGUGGCCCAGUCCCUGCAGCCCUCCCUCUAUGACUCCAUCAUCAGGAUCAAGAAGCUGCCCUACCUUCCAGAGCUUGGCUGGGGACACCACGAGAAGUAUAAUAUUCGUGUGGAGGACAUUAUGGUGCGGGACGUGCGGUACAUCACUCUCAACUGCUGCUACAGAGACCUGCAUAACGUCCUGCUGACAGGCCACCUCAAGACCCUGGCAUUGGUGGAAUCAGCUGAGUCCAUGAUCCUGCUGGGCUCCAUCGAGCGUGCCCAACUCCAGUCGCUGCUGUCCCAGCAGCUUGGACAUACCAGACGGCUAGAGUACAUCAGGGAGCGAGCUGCCGCAGAGAAGAAACGCCUGUCAGUCAUGUCAAACCCUGGCAGUGAGGACGAAAGCCAGCGGGUCAGUCAGGAGGUCCGCUUCCAGAUCUCUACUGAGGAAUCAUCCUUCAGCCCUACUCGUCCAGUUCCUCAGAAGCCCCUCAAACCUGCUCUGAAAAGAUCCUCUGUGGUUGAGCGACCCACUGAGAUCCACACCAACCCACAUGACAAUUCAGGCAUUGCUUUAAAGAACCUGUUCUGUGCCAGUCCAGACACGGAAGGCCUGGAGGAUGACGGAGAUAUGGAAGAUGACAUGACCGUUAGAGAGAUUGUAGAGUGGUCGGAGAAGCAGCUUGAUGAGCAGGUCAACUUCAACAACUGCAAGAUCGACCCCGCCCCAUUCCAGCUAGUGGAGCGCACGUCACUGCACAAGACCCACACCAUCUUCUCCCUGCUGGGCCUCGACCACGCCUACGUCACCAGCAUUGGACGCCUCAUCGGCGUGGUUUCCCUCAAAGAACUUCGCAAGGCCAUUGAGGGCUCUGUGACAGUGAAAGGUGUGAAGGUGCGUCCUCCUCUGGCCAGCUUCCGGGACAGCGGCACCAGCAGCAGUGAGAACGAGGCCACCGAGCUCCACAAGCUGUGGGACCGCCACAAGAGCAUGUCGCUGCCCCGUGAACAUACCCCCUCUGAAUCCGACGAGAAAUCCCAGUGAGGGAAAGUAGAGGAGGAGGUGGAGGAAGAGGAGGAGGAGUGAGGCCUUGAGGUCUUUAAUGCCCCAAAGCCACAAACAUGCAAAAAUCCUCAGGGCUUAGGAUCAGUAUUUAAUUCUGGAAAGAGUUCUACUGCUACGCCAGCCUCCUCUCAACUCCUCAUCUACUCCUCUUUCACCCCUCCACCAUCACUCUGCUUCAUAGGCCCCCCGGUACUUUCUCCUGGAGCCUUGCACUGACCAAGCCAGACACUCCACAGGAGGCUGGAACACAGCUCAACCUGUGCCCUGCUCUCCAAUUUCCCUCGGGAACCCACAGCAGAGCGAAUGUGGAUUAGGGAGGAGUAAAAAAGACGCAUGUUGGUCGAAUCCAACAAGGGACUUGGAAUGAGUCGAAAUCUUUAAAAAAGGGAUUUUUUUUUUUUUGGUUUGUUUUUUUUUUUUUUAGCAGACUUCGUUUAGCUCGUGUAUCUUUAGAGUUGAGAUCAAAGUUUGGACCUGCAAGAGUUAUCUUUUGAAUGAGUCUUCCACUUGAGCAGAGAAAUCUAGCAAUGAUGACAGGGAAGAAUAAUGAAUGUGUGUACUGUUAGUGUGAGUGUAUGAAAUGAGAAAAUGUGAGUGUGCAUGACGAAGGAGGUAGCAAACGACUUUUUCUUAUAGGAUUUUUUUUUGUUACCUUUAGAACACAUUUCAGUCUCUGUUUUCCAGCUUGAAUAAUUUAAUUUCUGACUGACUGGGUGGACUGGGUUUAACUGGAAAUUGCCAUGGUGCCAUUUCUUUGAAAAUCACACUAAAGUUUGACCCACUGUAAAGCACUGGACUCAUAUAGGGACAGAUGCCUUAGUUUUCUGUAUUUUCAAGGUUCCAUUAUUACUUUUUUCCUUGCUCACCUUAUCUCCUGAUUGCGAGUCUAAAUGGUCGGGUUGAGAGUACAGUCUAUGCAAGCAGACAUGCCUGUUGGCAGCAGCGAAAGCACCCGUAGCCCUUCUCAUAACAUACACACUCCUUUCGUACUGUAGCUACAGCCUUGUAUCACAAAGACACAUAGAAAAACACACAGAGAUGCACUCAGAGAGUGGAGGUUUUCUGCUUAUCUAAAUAUAGCUCUUAAUAACCGUUCCAGAGAAGG